AUGUUUCUAGAAGACGAGGUUACUGUACCUAUCUACUAUGUAGUCUGUAUGGGCUCGGUAAUGUGUGGCAUGUUUGUCGUAUUUGCUGCGACGUAUUUUAAGAACCGAAGACAAUACGAACAAUUUGAUCUUGACUUACCACCAAGUGGCUAUGAUGACAUUAAGAAUGAUAAGAGAGUCAAUUGGCCGGUGGAGUCGAGGUUGAAGGAGGUGGUUACUGUGAACAACAUCCAGCCACAGACCAGUUUAAAGAGCAAGGUUAAGGAGGCUUUGCCGUGGAAGAGCAGUGUAAGUUAGAUAUUGUUAGUGUAGUAAAAAUUGGGUAAUAUACCAUUGAUGAAGCAGAUUACAGUACCUGACAAAAAUAAUACAGUACUAAACAAAAAAAAAUUUGGGUGUGAUCAUUUUUUUUUAAAUUGACCGAGGACACUGCAGUUGCUCAAGAUGUAUUUUGUUACAAAUAAUUUCAGUCUCAACACGUAAUCGACCAGUUGAAGCCAGAAAAAGUAGAGGAAUUCAGAGGAAGACUGAACUUUGCCAUCAGUUACAAUCACGAUUCAGAAACCAUGUAUCUUCACAUUCUAGAAGCCAUCGAUCUGCCUGUCAGAGAUCUCACUGGUAAGGUUUUAAAAUUUUUUAAAAUUUUUUUGAAACAAGAUUCGAUUUUUAAUUUUUUGAUAGGCUAAUUUGGUAGAUAGGGUCUAAUAAGGGCUUUGGCAAUAAAAGAUAUUAUUAUCGUUAUAUUACAGUAACUUUUCUUACUGAUGGUAAGACCAAAAACGUUUGUCUCUUAUCUAAGGCUAAGGCUAAAACUAAGGUUUGGCGGUUAUUUUUGGCCUAUUAAGAAGGGGGGGGGGGAUUAAAAUUUUUUUUGAUUUUGAAAAAACUUUUAUGUUGUCAGAUUUGUAAAGGCUAAUUAAUGCUAACCUAAGGUUAACGUUAAAGCUAUAAAUAAAGGCUUGAAACCUUUGUUCAAAGACGACAAGGCUCUAUUAAAAAUGUAGAACAAAUUGUAAAAUACGUAUAUUUAUUCCUGUUUUAUUCAUAUAGAACAUAGUGUUUUAAAUUAAAAUUUUAGAAAAGUAGAAGCUUGCAAUUUUUAAAAAACUUUAUUUUUAGGAAGCUCCGACCCCUACGUCAACUGCUGGUUACUGGAAGAGCCGGAGCAAUGUCAAAGAACUCGUGUUAUGCACAGGAACUUGAACCCCAAAUUCCAACAAAUUUUGAGCUUUCCAGGUUAG
This is a messenger RNA of Bursaphelenchus okinawaensis, 1241 nucleotides long. The record is from the annotation of a GenBank genome assembly. NCBI's taxonomy places the organism in Eukaryota, Metazoa, Nematoda, Chromadorea, Rhabditida, Aphelenchoididae.